AUGGAGCUGGAAGAUGGGGGGAGCACGUCGGGGAGUGGGUUAGGAAGCCCCUCCCCCCGUCCCAUCGCUGCCAGACGGAGAUCAAAAGGUAAGCAGUGCGAUUCGUUUUACCCUCCCCCUCCCCCAAUUUCCGUCUUUCCAUUCGUUGAUUACUUGCGCUCACUGGACGUUUUUAUCUCCUCCAGCGCGAAGUCCAGAACAAAAUUGUAAGAUUCUUAGAAAACAUGCCGCUAUAUUUAUUCCUGCAAUCACUUUGCGGAUUGAACCGAUGCACGAGGCAUCUUGAUUUUGUCAAUUCUUGUGUGAAAAUCGAAGCUACGAGGGGGGAAUUUGAUGAUGACUCUAUGAUCCUAAACGGACACAUGAUGUUUCCGGAAUCUGUUCACAGCUUUGAUGGGAUUAUGAAGGCAGAUCAGAGGCUAUGUAUCCUCUGAAUGUACCACGGCCAUGGAAAGCUUGUGCAUUGUUACAAUCAAGAUUUCUCAUCACAAUUUCUGGGGAUGAACUGGGAUUCGUCGGAGGAAAAUUGAAAACUUAUAGGCAAUAGAUCAUGCUAAAGAGAUGACGAGAGUGCCUGCAGUAUCAUCUUACGUUUGGUUUGGAUUCCUUUCUGGUCGGUAGUGCCUAAGAGCGCCUUAUUUUUCUUUCUCCUUUUUUUAUCCAGUCCAUUUUUAAAAUUUCGCAUGAAUCUUUUGAUCAUAAUGUCCGGUACACUACAUAUAUAUUUAGAAAUCUUUCCAAAAUACCAUAUGUCAUUGCAUGAUGCUUUAUCUGUAGAGUAUGAAACUCGAUUAAUAAUGACAAAUAAUGCAACGGCUCCUAGAUGCGGAUACAGAAUGAAUCGGUUCUGGAGUAGCACCUCUUUGACUUUUUAGGUUUACGAUUUUUAAUCAAUCAUUGGCAAUCUUGAAAUAUUUACGUUGACCCUAUUGCCAGAUGUAUGCAUUUGAAAGGGUUCCUCCUGGGUAUUGGAGCCUGGUUUGCUGGUCAUUCUCAUUAAGUUCCAGUUCCUCAUUUAUGCUUGAAAUUAAUAAAUAAACUGCCUUAAUCGUGUUAAACAUCUCCAUUGCUUCUCGUGCUCACUGACUCUUAUCUAAUGAAUGUUUCCAGCUUUCCAUAGGUUCACUCAACAGAAUCUACCAGCAUGUAAACCUAUCUUGACACCUGGAUGGGUGAGCAUAACACCUUUGUCAAAAUACUUUGGUUGAAUUUCGUAGUGGCUGCAUAAACUAGAGUAUCUUGAUUUUUUUAAUUUUUUUUUACAGGUUAUUACUAUCUUUCUGCUGACGGGGAUCAUUAUCAUACCUGUUGGUCUUGUUGCCCUUCGGGCUUCUCAGAGCGUAAUAUCUUCUUUUUUAUUUUCAUAUACAUACAUGCAUUCAUUAUUUCACAUGUUUUAUAUUUCCUAGGACUUGCGUUGCUGCCAAAGGGAAACAUGAUGUAUGAUGAUGACCCUUUUUUUCUUUACUUUUCUCCUGCAUAGACUGUGGAAAUUGUGGAUCGAUACGACAAUGAUUGUGUACCUGAGGAAUUCAGAGCCAAUAAGCUGUCUUACAUCAAAGACAGCUCCAUUUCAAAGAACUGCAGCAGGCAAUUGAAGGUGAUUCUGUUAUUUUCUCUGUAGAUAUUUUUAUCUUGAUUUCACUUCUGUAUUCCAUCUCCAAGGACCUAUCAUAUAUCCUCCUGAUAGAAGGAUAUGAUAUCCGUUCAUUCUCUAAAUAAAAAUUUAAAGGACAAUACUUUUCAAGGGUAGGAUCUGGAGUAGGAGAAUCAGUGAAAGCAUGUUGAUAAUUUCGAAAUUGCAUUUGACUAUGUGGGGUUUCUUAAAACGGUGAGAUAUGAUUUGGAUUCUUCUCAAUUUCUUUGUCAUUGAUAUUCAUUAUCAUUUUACCUUCCAAUAGUGAUUAUGUGGAGUGGAGAAACUGUAAGAAACGGGAGAUGGAGUGUGAUCAUUGUCAAUUAGUUUCCCCUUCUUGAUCAGUUGAACAAUGCCAAUGUAAUGGACAAAGUGUGCCGAAAAAUAUUUUAAUACAUUAUGUGGGUUUGAAUCUAGGAAGACCACACUAUUAAUCUCCAAGGACCAUUGGCCUCAUGAAUGCACCCUGGAAUUGUUAAUCGAUGUGUUUUUCCCCUGGUUUAUUUUCGUAUAUUAUGAAAUACUGCGGAUCAACCCUAGAUUGGCUUACUUCCACUAGCUAUGUGGUUUCCAUAUUUGAUAUAUAUGAAAGAAUCGUGAUCAUGACAUUAGAACCAAGAUAUAUGGCGGCCCCAUUUCUGUCAAACUGAAUUGAAUGCUGAGGUAAAUAAAAUGGUGCCACCGCUAAUAGCAAAUAAAUUGCCGUUCAAUAAUUUUACUGGUGUAAAAUGGAGUUUGUGUAAAUAAAAUAAUGCAUGCAUUCAAGUCCUGAUAUUGAUCAUUGCUGCGCAUGAAAACCCUUGCUUAGUGAUUGAAUGGAAAUGUUAUAACGUAGAUGAAAUCCAGCUCUUAACUUCCGUUGCUGCAGUGGAACGCAAUGCAAAAAGCUAAGGAAUCGAGAUACUCAAUCCUCUGAACAAUGCAAUCUGAGACCGGUAUAAAAAAUUUAAAGACUUCAGAUUAUGUACCUGCAGUCUUUGCUCGUUUUAUAUCCGCUAGAUGCCUAGGGAAAUUCUCUGCUUACCCUUCUAGAACCACCCUUGAUCAGCUUUCAUCAAAGAAGCAUCGCUAACUUUGACUGAAAUAUGCCACGGUCUUCCCUGUUAAGAAAUAGUGCAGUAUCCUCUGCUGUCCUCCAUAUCCAUCUGCUUGCGUUCAUAGCUUUUCUCUCUGGCUGUGUUCUGAUUCCUGCUACGGCCCUGAAAAGUCACUCUAUACCUAUUUGAUCCCCCAAAUUAACUUGCAGGAUCUUGAGUAAAGGGAGUUUUCCUUGGUCCUGGUAAAGGGACAACCUUGAGAGAUGGCCAUAUUUGCCUCCUGUAUUUUACGAUUUGCAUUGGAACCUCUAGAAUGGGUUCUAGGUAUAUAUUCUGCAUGGCAAACCUCCGAGAUAACACUUGUGUAGAAUGAUAUGAAUCUGUGAAGGAAAACACUUUGGUACUGGCUCCCGAUCCCUGUGGUGAAGUUGGAUCACAUCUUGGGCAAUGCAUCCGAUUUUUUUUAGAAUUUUUUUUUUCUCUCGAAUUGAAUAAUCUUUUAGACAAUAUUUGUAGAAGAUCGACGUUCCCAUUGUUUUUUCAUUUUCUUUCUUAGACUGGAAGCCAUGUCCAGUACGCCGGCAUCUCCCUGUGGUGAUUGGUAUUUGUGGAUCAUGCUUUUUUCUUUUUCUUUUUUUUUUUUGUUGUUCUUCCCUGCUAGGUUUUCUUCAGACCAGUUCUUUCGCCAACUUGUUUGCAGGUGAUGAAGCGUAUGAAAGCUCCAAUCAAUGUCUACUACCAGCUUGAUAACUUUUACCAGAAUCACCGGCGGUGAGGCUUUCUGUUCUCUUAGCUUUUAAAAUCAAUAAAAUGUAAUAGACAUAAAUAUUCUAGUAAAAAAUUAAAAAAAAGAAAUGCGUCAGCCCUAAUUUAUGUCGAAUGAACUGUAUAAAUGCACUCAUGAGCAGUCUUUAGAAAACAUAAAAUAAUUGUUAAUAUAAAUCUAUGACAUGGGAUUUUUCAUCUUUCAACCAAUCCUUGAGCUAUACAAUUUGCUAAAAUUAUUGUCUGUGAUGCUUUCUCACUGGUCCUGAAUUCAUCUGUUAAGGCGAAGCAUGCUCGGUUUUGUACAAUACAAGGAACACAAUCUGUGACUGAUCAUCAGGAUGAUAAUUCGUCGUUGCUCUGUGGUUCUCUCCUUUCAUUCUUGAAGUCAACGGACUAAAGCUCUCAGCUUUCCCAGGUAUGUGAAGAGCAGAAGCGACCCACAGCUCCGAAAAGGGCUGCAUCAGGUGGACACCGGUCCCUGCAAGCCGCAGGAGACCAGUAAUGGGCUUCCAAUUGUUCCCUGCGGCUUGAUUCCUUGGAGCUUGUUCAACGAUAGCUUCGCAUUUGCCCGUGGAAAAACCGCGGUGAAUCUCAGCAGGAAGAACAUCGCCUGGAAGAGUGACCGAGAGCACAGAUUUGGGAAAGACGUCUACCCCGUCAACUUCCAGAACGGAACGCUGAUCGGAGGAGGGCGGCUCGACCCAAGUCUUCCUGUAAGUCAACGAAACUGCGGAUAGCUCUCUGCGGAACUCAUAUGAGUUCUUACCCGCCGAUGCAAAUCUUCAUCUUUUCUUUCUUGAUUCUGUGUUUUCUCAGCUGAGCGAGCAGGAGGAUCUUAUCGUGUGGAUGCGCGCUGCGGCCCUCCCCAGCUUCCGCAAGCUCUACGGGAGGAUCCUGGAGGACUUGAACCCAGACGACUUGCUGGACGUGUGGCUCGUCAACAACUACAACAGCUACAACUUUGGAGGGAAGAAGAAGCUUGUUCUUUCCACGUCGAGCUGGUUGGGGGGGAAGAAUGAUUUCCUCGGCGUAGCCUGCGUCUCCACAGGCAGCUUCUGCAUACUGAUUGCCGUCGCCUUCGCGCUGCUCCACGUGAGGAACCCAAGGUGGGUCUGGCCUGUGUUAUCCUAAAAAGUCAACGGUCUUGAUGCUCGAUCAAGCACCGGAGAAGCUGGUACUGGAGCUUGAGCUCCCCUUUCUCUGAUCUUCCGCCAUUGACCCGGGCAUCACUGUGGCAGGCCCUGCGCGGAUCCCGCUUUGCUGUCGUGGAGCAGGAAGAACGGCGCUCUCUGA
This is a messenger RNA of Spirodela intermedia, 4734 nucleotides long. NCBI's taxonomy places the organism in Eukaryota, Viridiplantae, Streptophyta, Magnoliopsida, Alismatales, Araceae. The record is from the annotation of a GenBank genome assembly.